GCCCUGUCGCAAAAGUAGCUUAUCGCUCUUUCCUAAAACCGAGCCAACAGAGAAAGUUACAGCGUGAGAGCAGCAGAUGCAUGUAUAGACAAGGGAAGAAUUGCGAAACGACGCCGUACAGUUACAAAACCUCUUUGCAAGGGCUCCGGUGACAACUCGCUAAUCUCCGAUGAUCUGAGACCCACUGGCGAAGUCUGAACUGUAUCAGCUCCAGCUGCAGGAGGAAAUGGCUGUACCUGACCAAAGAUCACACUCCGACGGCAAGGUGUGGGGUUUCUUCAAGUUGCCGUUUCGGGGAAACAACACCAUCACGAUGUCUUCUUCUUCUACGUCACACAGUUCUCAUCUUCAGCAUCACCACAAUCAAAGUAACAUGCAGGUCGAGGGAUCGAAUCUCCAUCCUUCCGGCUCAGUUUCUUCCGUGGCGAGAUCUCUUCUUCCGACACGACGUCGUCUUCGCCUUGAUCCGUCGAAUAAGCUCUACUUUCCAUAUGAACCUGGCAAGCAAGUCAGGAGUGCCAUUAGGAUUAAAAACACGAGCAAGUCUCAUGUAGCUUUUAAGUUCCAAACUACAGCACCUAAAAGCUGUUUUAUGCGUCCUCCAGGGGCCAUUCUUGCUCCUGGCGAGAGUCUUAUAGCAACUGUGUUCAAAUUUGUGGAGCAUCCGGAGAACAAUGAAAAACCAAUGGAACAGAAGAGCAAGGUUAAGUUUAAAAUCAUGAGCCUAAAGGUGAAAGGACCAAUGGACUAUGUACCUGAGAUGUUUGAUGAGCUGAAAGAUCAGGUGGCAGUAGAGCAGAUACUGCGGGUUGUAUUUCUUGAUGUGGAACGUCCUAGUCCGGCCCUGGAUAAGUUGAAGCGCCAGUUGGCUGAGGCUGAGGCUGCAGUUGAGGCUCGCAAGAAACCACCAGAAGAGGCAGGUCCAAGGAUUAUUGGGGAAGGACUUGUCAUAGAUGAAUGGAAAGAGCGAAGGGAAAGAUACCUUGCUCGACAGCAGGUUGAAGGGGUUGACUCAGUAUAGAGUGAAGGAUGUUCUUGAGUGUUUUUGAUUGAAUGGAAAUUUAUAUGAACUGCUACUGAUUUUCGUAUAUCAAUGUCUACCCAUGGAAAACUUUUGAGGUAAUGCAACGUCAUUUCAUGUAAAACAAAAGAAAAGGUGAGAUGAAUCUUGUAUGAUUUGAGGACUAAAGACUUGGCUAGUUGCCACCUACCUGUAGAUAAUGUGAUUUUGUUUCUUCUGAAAAUAAAAUGUCUUUCUGGAUGUAAGAUGCUAAA
Messenger RNA from Vitis riparia (riverbank grape), 1275 nucleotides. RefSeq names its product vesicle-associated protein 4-2. Bases 227 to 1021 code for a protein of 264 amino acids. The transcript is spliced from 7 exons. The record is from RefSeq and is a predicted model, not a curated record. Gene Ontology annotation, biological process: endoplasmic reticulum membrane organization. Lineage: Eukaryota; Viridiplantae; Streptophyta; Magnoliopsida; Vitales; Vitaceae. Gene Ontology annotation, cellular component: endoplasmic reticulum membrane; plasma membrane.